CAACUUUCAGAAUUUUCUCUUUAUUUCAACACUAUAAUUUUUUUAUAAAUUCCCCCCGUAUUCUUACCAUAUGUAUAAUCGUAUUCUUAAAGUGUUCAAAUCACAAAUCAAAUUUGUAUUCAUAUUCUAGUUAGUCGAAUUCUAAUAGAUAUCUUAGAAUUCGAACACUAAUGGACUAUAAAAAGUUGAGGGAAGAGGGGUUUAUAUUUAGCCGCUUGUUUGCAGACUUUCGAUGCUCGUUCUAUCACUUGUUCCUCUUGCGCGGUACUCUGCUCCUGAAUCUUCCUGGAUCGAUCGCAGGUUACAGCUUUGAGGUACAAUGUUUAUAGAAACAUAUAGCGGCUGCUUGAAAAGUAAAACAAUGAAGGCACGAUAUCAAAUCGGAAGUUUCUAAGGCUUCAUUUAUGGCCCAUGCCAAAGGUUGCACGUCGGUUGUUAUUGGUUGCGGGUGUCCUUCGUAGGAGAUAGAUGCUCUCCGGAGGUUGGUUGUGGUUUCCGUCAUCUGUAAUCCUUGAUUCGAGAGGAGAAUCCGGGUCAGGUUUGCUGGGUCAUGAGUCUUGGGUCGUAGGUAAGAGUGCUACCUCACGCUGCUGCAAUACUCCUCCUCCCUGGUCCCUCUCCUCCUCUGCUCUGCCCUCCUCCUUUGUGUGCUAUGCUCCUCCCUAUGCUGUAGAUUUGCUCUAAGUUUUAGAUAAAAGCUACCCUUCAGCGGGUUACCACAGAGUCAUGGACCAUAAUCUGGGUGAUCAAGUUGCUGAGUCCUAACAUCCAAAGCUUAUAUUCUUCUUCAAGCACAUGAACACCAUUCCCUCUUUUCCUGUCAAGAUUUCUACCUCUCUGUACAUGUACGUGCAACCCACUUCUCGUCUCACCAACGCACUCUCCGCCACAGUUAGAGCGACCCAAAUCCCCACCAGGACACUAUGCCACUUGGACUGCGCAACCACGAUUGCGAUCCAUAUAAAUUCCUGCACGAACAUUCUGCACCUCGGGCAAAUUCAGGCCAGGCUGAUCCGGACCCGUUUUCAAGAUUUUUACACAGCACCCUUUUACUGGAACAUCAUCAUUCGAUCGUACACAAGACUAGACUCUCCCAAGAGGGCAAUACAAGUGUUUGUAGAAAUGAUGAGAGAUGGUGUAGCUGGAGAUGAAUAUACCAUGCCCAUCAUGUUGAAGGCAGUUUCUCACAUUUCGAACUAUAUUCUAGCAAAACAGCUACAUGGUCAUGUGCUAAAGCUUGGGCUCAGCGCUAAUAUGUAUUGCGAGAGUGGGUUGAUAAGCUUAUAUGCAAAAACGUGUGAGUUUAAGAAUGCGUGGAAGGUGUUUGGUGAAAAUAGUGAGAGCAUGUUGGGGUCUUGGAACGCUAUGAUUUCUGGGAUGGCACAAGGAGGGAGGGCAAAAGAAGCAGUUGACAUAUUUAUGGAGUUGAAGAAGGCUGGAUUUCGUCCUGAUGAUGUGACUAUGGUUAGUGCUACAUCUGCUUGUGGGAAUUUAGGGGACCUGAGUUUGGGUUUGCAAUUGCAUAAAUGUGUGGUUCAGGUGAGGGUGGAUGAGAAAUGUGAUAUGUUGAUGAUGAAUUCACUCAUUGAUAUGUAUGGGAAAUGUGGGAGAAUGGACCUUGCCCAUAGAGUGUUUUCUGGGAUGAGAAAAAGGAAUGUAUCAUCGUGGACGUCUGUAAUUGUUGGCUAUGCCCUGCAUGGACAUGCGAAGGAGGCUCUUGAGUCCUUCCAUUGCAUGAGGAGGGAAGCCGGUGUGAGGCCUAAUCAUGUGACCUUUGUGGGUGUUCUGAGUGCUUGCGUGCAUGGUGGGAAUGUAGAAGAAGGAAAGCAUUAUUUUAGGAUGAUGAAAAAUGAAUAUAAGAUCAUGCCAAUGUUACAACAUUAUGGGUGCAUGGUUGAUUUGCUUGGGCGGGUAGGGUUGCUUGAAGAGGCAAGGGAAAUGAUCGAGGGGAUGCCGAUGAAGGCAAAUGUGGUGGUCUGGGGAUGCCUUAUGGGGGCUUGUGAAAAGCACAGGAACGUGAAAAUGGGAGAAUGGGCAGCUAAGCACUUGCAAGAGUUAGAACCUUGGAGUGAUGGGGUGUAUGUAGUUUUGUCCAAUAUUUAUGCUAGUAGUGGUCAUUGGGAUGAUGUGGAAAGGAUGAGAGAUAUUUUGAAGGAGAGGAAACUAUGCAAGGUUCCUGCAUUUAGCUUACCCACAAGUUUGGACUGAAGAGUGGCUCCUCAUCUAGCUGCGUUUCCAAUUUGUCACAGGCUGUGUUAUUGCCAAAAGCUAAGUGGCUUAUUCUCUAGAUUAAGUAGAGCUUCUUACUUAUUUGGCUGAAAUGGGAUUUUCUUUUAGAAAAUUGUGCAGCUAUUUCAGACGAUUAACACUUACCUAUGUGGACGCUGCAAUCAAUGCUCCUACUUGUUAGUAGAUGGGAUUCUGUUGGGACGCGAAUCAACGCUGUAUAAAUGUGACCGUGUGACGGUCGGAUGGGAGCUUUACCCCUGAGGUUACUCAUGAUGGCAUGUUUGGUUGUUGCACUGUUGACGGGUUGCAAUUAUAAUUUUCAAGGAUGUUGUGCUUCAUCUCGAUCACAUUGUUCUUACCCUCCAAGAGUGAGAGAGUGUUUGUUGAUGGUAAACAAAUCAUGAUUGGUUUUGAAAGGUUUAAUUUCAAUAAUGUCAUACGAUCUAUUUUCAGGUACGCCACAAAGCUCAGAAAGAGCGUGUUUCAAUAUCAGAUUGUGUUAGUAACUCUGAAAUGGUAUUGUGCCUUUACAUGAAACUAUAUAUAUAUAGACACACACACACACAUGUGUGUGUGUGUGUGCUUGUGUGUGUAUGUGUGAAUAUAUAUCACAUUUUCCAAAAAAAUUAAGUUGUUGGUUACGAACAUUUAUUCAAAUGAACAUCUGCGGUAACUGGAUUUUGCUUCAUGGAUAUCUGGAUUUUGCUAGUGACAUUAUAAUUUCAAAAUUAUGAAAGGCGUGUAAUGAAGUCUUUUAACAUUUUGUUAGGGUUCACUUCUGUAAACCUUUAGAAGUGACUUUGACGAUGCUGAUAUGUCAGCAAUUCAGUAUUUAACUGCUAAAUACUUCUGCCAGCAAUGCAGUAUUUAACUGCUAAAUACUUCUCUAGGCAAUUUGGAUGCUUAUCUCUGCCAUUCUUUUAAGCUUAAGCUGAAUAUAUAUGGAGGUGAUUUUACAGUAAAGUUGGACUCUUACAAGUGUCAGGCUGUCAGCAAAGUAUGAAAAGUGAUGAAGAUGCUCCUGUAGUAGUAAAAAAAGACAAGACAAACUCACAAGGUAGAAUUCCAGUUCGUUUGUAUGUCCGGAGCUCUAGUGAGGAUUUUCAUUGUGUAGACGAUGCACCUUUGGUUGAGAGUUGGGACAAGAUCUCUUACAUCAAUCGACCUGUUGAGAUUUAUGAAGAUGGCUGGUAGAACAAAUUAAAUUCAGUAAUUGCAUUUGCUGUGUCCAGUAUCAAUCCUUUGGGUUAACUUGUCAUCCUCAAUAGUCUGGCUGGUGCAAUGACUAUUAAAGGUUGAAGCUGAUGAGAAGUUGCACAAAGUGUCACUUCCUCUAAAGUGAAGUGAAAUAUCCACCAUUGCUGAAAUAUCCUUCCUUUCCUUGGCAAACUUUUCACAUGGACAGUUUCUUGAAAGGGUUUGCUUGGAAAUUGGACAUCAAAUUCUCAAGGGGUUUGGGAGGGAUAGCUAUGCAGGGCUUAAUUUUUAUCUUAAUAUUUGCAUAUGAGAUUUUAGAUAAUUUUUAUCUUAAUAUUUGCAUAUGAGAUUUUACAUAAUGUCCCACGUCUCUUGUAUAAGUUAUGUAUUACUCAUUCUGAGCGGUAAGCCAAUUCCAUGGGAAAAAUGGGCUAGAAUAUUUCAGCCAUACCAAUGAGGCAACGACUAUGUAUUUUAAAUUGGGA
This is a messenger RNA of Cuscuta europaea, 3911 nucleotides long. NCBI's taxonomy places the organism in Eukaryota, Viridiplantae, Streptophyta, Magnoliopsida, Solanales, Convolvulaceae. The record is from the annotation of a GenBank genome assembly.